This is a messenger RNA of Dermatophagoides pteronyssinus (European house dust mite), 1470 nucleotides long. Its product is annotated as growth arrest-specific protein 1-like. Gene Ontology annotation, biological process: regulation of cell cycle. The record is from RefSeq and is a predicted model, not a curated record. NCBI's taxonomy places the organism in Eukaryota, Metazoa, Arthropoda, Arachnida, Sarcoptiformes, Pyroglyphidae.
GUUCAGUUUGGUUUGAAAAUCGAAUGAUUUCUUUCAGUAUUUUUUUUUCUUGAUCAUCAUCAUCAUCAUUAUCAUCGAUUUGCUUGUCCGAAGACCAUCAUUCAGUCAGUCAACAGUUGAACAGUUUCUUGUUUAUCGUGCUGUGUUCACAUGUCAACCUGAAAAAAUCCAAAAUCCGUGUUUGUUUGUUGAUUUUUUUUACUUCUUGUUGCUCGUUUGUUUGAUGUCUUCAUUUUCGUUGAUAAGGAUAAUAAUAAUAAUAAUGUAACGAAUUUUGGUACUAUCGACGAUCAAAAACAACCAUAACAAAAUAAUCAUCACGAACCAUUUUUUUGACUGAAAUUAUCAUAGAAAAUGUCAUCAUUAAUAACAAUGUUAUUACCGGUUAAUCAUCAUCAUGGAUCAUCAUUAUAUCGAUAUCUAUGUACAUUAUUAAUAAUCAUUUUAAAUUAUUCAUCAUCAGCAUUUAUUGAUGCAUCAGUUGUUUGUGAAAAAGCACGUAUCGAUUGUGCAUUAAGAAAUGGCUGUGGAUUUGCAUUACAAAGUUAUAUGAUGGAAUGUAUUGAUUUAAUUGCUGGCCGUACACAAACAUGUGAAUCACGUUGUAAACAUGCAUUAAUUGGUUUAAUAUCAACCGAUGAAGGAAAAGAAUUAAUGAAUUGUGAUUGUAAUAAUAAUAAAUAUUGUGAAUUAUCAAAAUCACGUUUAGAAAUUUGUAGAAAACCAGUAUGGUCGGCUAUUAAAUCGGAUACAAUUGUAUCAUGUUCAAUUGCACGUUGGAUUUGUAUUACUGAUCAACCAUGUCGUACAGCAUUAGAAUAUUAUGAACAAAAUUGUCAUCAAUUAUUUCAAGGACAUAAAUGUACAAAUCGUUGUAAUAAUAGUCUUUCAAUAUUGGAUAGACAAGAAAAAGCAAUGAAAUUACGUACAUGUUAUUGUGAUGGUACUGAAAAUUUUCCAUGCCGUCGUAUUAAAUAUUUUACCGAACGUAUUUGUUAUUCAAAUCAUCAUCAUCAUCAUUCUCAUCAUCAACAUCAUCAUCCAUCUGAUGGUUUAUUACCAAUCGAUUUGGAUAAUAAUAAUCAAAUUGAACCAAUUGGUCAUCAAAGAAUACAGACAACAAAUGAUGAUAAUAAUCAAAAUCAUGUUAAUAAUCAUAAUUAUCAUCGUUAUCGAAUUGAUUCAAUAUUUGAUCGAAUACGUGGUGGUGGUGGUGGUUCAAUCGAAUCAAAUUAUUCAACGAAAAUUUUCAAUCAAACAACAACAAUGAUAAUGAUGAUUAUUAUAAUGAUUAUCAGUAGUUUAUUUGUUAUCAGAUGAAAAUUUAAUAACAGACAAGCACUAUUCCCGCGAAAAAACCCUCCAUUGAAAUGAAUUUAUCAUUUUUAUUUUUGUAAAUAUCAAAUUACUACAUUUUCUAUAAUAUUUAUUAGCAGACAAACAAAAUGACAAAAAAAAACUUCUUUUUUU